ACAGAGUGUAAUCAUAUGACUAGAGAGAGGGGAGAGGGAGCAGGGGGGAGUGCGGAGCUGCUCCUGGAUCUCUUUCUGCUUCGCGGUGACUAGAAGUCGCAGCUGCGGGAAAUGGACGGAAGGAGAGCGGCUUCUAACUCGCACCGCAACGCGUCUGGCUGUCCGUGACCGGAUAGUUUGCGGCUGAUAUGAGCUCGGACUGCGAAAGUUACUACACCAAAGAAAACGUGCUCGUGGAGGGAUUCACGUGUCCGAAAGCGGACAGUGACACCACGGCACUUUUCUGCUGCGGGUUCAGCGACUUGAAGUACUGCUGCGAUGACCCCAACAGCUUCUUCCCCUACGAGUAUGGAUACAUGUGGUGGUUGAGUCUCGGAGCCCUUGUGGGUCUCUCUGUUGCAGCUGUGGUUCUUCUCGCCUUCAUCAUCACUCUGUGUGUCCUCUGCUAUCUGUUCAUCACCACCAAACCCAGAGGUCUGGACAAUGGACUGCCUCUCCGAGCACCAGGUUCGUCGUCGGGUCCACAGGAACCGGGGCCAAGUCACAGCAGCGCCCCCACUGGUCCUCAAGGCCUCAGGAAACACUUCCUGAGAGGCAAGCUAGACUGUGACAACCAGCCUCCGGAUCCCGACCGGCUUUUCCAGCGCUGUUUCAUGGCUACCGUUACAUCGAUCAACGUCGAGGGUCCUACAUAGACCGACCGACUGUUUGUCCUUUUGAUCAGCUACUGUAGCAGAAGAUGCAAAUGUGACUUUAGUUUAGUGUAACGUUUUGCCUUUAUCAUCUUGAGUUUGACUUAAAUUAUUUGUUAUAUGUGUUUGUGUGAUGUAUUUGUUGCAAAGCAAAACAACACAGAAGUGCUUUUGCUUCUUACAAUCAACAAAGUCUAAUUGAAAAUUACUAUUUUGUUGCUGUCCGCUGCAUCGCUAAAACCAAACGGCAUCACAGGCAGCUUCAAGCCAAAAACAAACAAAUCUAGACUGCACAACUAUGGGCUUUCUUUCAACAGUUAAAUAUUUGUAUGUGAUAAAUCCUUUGGGUAGGGAAUUUGCAACAUGUUUGCUGACGUGUUGAAUGCAGAUCAUUUGAAAUAAAAGGAUUUAAUCAGAUGCUAUUACAAAAUGUAUUAGUUCCUGUUUCUCUAGAAAAUUCCCCAACACCCAGAGGUUAUUUUUAAUGCAUUUCAUGUUUCCUAUUCAACAAAGAUGUGGACAUGAGCUGAGAGGCCAAGUAAUUUUGACCAAAAAAUGCUAAGUAAAAUGCUUGAACCUCUGGGGGCCACUGAGUUUCCUCACAGGCUGUGUAUUGGAUUUAUUUGUGCCUAUUCUUCUCAUUCAACCUGCAGCCUCUGCUUGUACAGAGAGGAUAAACUCUGUAUAGAGGAGGAGAACAGUGGGCUCAAACUGAAAUAAAAUUGACCUAAUGUAUCUUUCUGCUACUCUGUUAUUACCUUUAAAGCAAUUUUACACAAGGACAUCAGUUCACUCACAUAAGCUGUCGAUACACUCCCCUCCAAAAGUACUGGAACAGUGAGACCAACUCCUUUAUUUUUGCUGUAAACAAAACAUUUGGGGUUGACAUCAAAUGAUGUAGCCACCAGAGGCUUUAACAGUGAGACUAGAGAUCAACAUUUAAGCUUUUAUUUCCAGGUAUUUACAUCUGGAUCUGAUGCACAACUUUGAAGAUGGCACAUUUUGAAAAAGCUCCCCCAUUUUUCAUGUGAGCAAAAGUAUUGAAAUGUGACUGACGGGUUUGUUUUGUUGCCCUGGUUUGUCCUAUUAUGUUGAUUACACGAACAAUAAAUAGCACUCAACGUCUA
Messenger RNA from Acanthochromis polyacanthus (spiny chromis), 1819 nucleotides. RefSeq names its product protein shisa-like-2A. The transcript is spliced from 3 exons. NCBI's taxonomy places the organism in Eukaryota, Metazoa, Chordata, Actinopteri, Pomacentridae. The coding region runs from base 189 to 695 and encodes 168 amino acids. The record is from RefSeq and is a predicted model, not a curated record.